This is a messenger RNA of Bombus huntii, 4393 nucleotides long. RefSeq lists its product as uncharacterized. The coding region runs from base 296 to 1138 and encodes 280 amino acids. The record is from RefSeq and is a predicted model, not a curated record. Lineage: Eukaryota; Metazoa; Arthropoda; Insecta; Hymenoptera; Apidae. The transcript is spliced from 3 exons.
AGAGACGCUUUUAAGUAUAUUAGUGUUCCAUAAAUUGAUAUAUGUAAAUCUAUCUUGCAGGGUCUUUUAAUGAAACAGAUCGAAUGGGAUUCCGAGAGAUGCCUAAUCUCUCCCGUUGCAUCAGAGAUCUUUUAACAAAAACCAAACAAUCGCGUUUUUGUUCACAUUUUCGUUUCUUUCGUUUUAUAUUUGUAGAAAACGAAUUUGUACAGACAGCAUAAAAUAAGGAAGGAAUAAUGAUUUACGUAUCGGAAAAUGAGAUCUGAAUAUUUUUCUUGGAUUGCAGAUAUAAAUAAUGGCCUUCCAAUUGGACGAUCUUCUAAAAGAAGAUAAGAAGGAUGCAAAUUUAUUACCUGAUCUAAGUAAAGCAACCUGUAAUUCUCAAGAAGAAUUCCGGCGACUGCUCGAAAAUUGCCCUGAAUUUAAAAUUAAACCGGAAAAGGUAAAAAAAGAUGAUGCAAAAGUGCGCGAUAAAGAAUUUUCCUGGAGGCCAACCAGAAGAGAACUGAAAGCAUUUGGAAAGGAAUGGAAUUAUGGAAAUCCGAUACCUCCAGACAUGAGAGCUUUGAAUCUUCACGAGUUACAACAGGUUGCUAUUGAUUGGAGAAUGUUAACGCCGAUCAGACCAAAGUAUCGACAAGACGAAGAAAUGUUUUCCAGAUUGGUAGAAAUGGGAAAACUAGAAGCAAAAACAAUUGCUAAAGAACGACGAUCAAUUAUAAGCCCCAUUAGACGCAGUAAAAACCGUGCCGGUAUGAUCGAAAGUAGCGUAAAAACGUGUGCUGAGUGUGGAGAAGAAUAUUGCUUUGGUGAAUUUUGUGGCGAUGUUCUGUACGAUCUAUUUGUGAGGGUAACUGUUACGAUUCAGCAGCCGAAAGUGAAAGUGUCCGCCGACACAGAAGCGAUAAUAGCUAAUAUGGAUCGUAAAAAGAAACACAAGAGGAAGAAAAGAAUUAAGAAUAAAAACAGAUCGUCCAGAAAGAAUAGUAAAUUGUUAAUUAGACACAAAGGAAUGAAAUCUGCUGAUUUGGGAAGAAAGAGCAAUAAAGUCAAGAUCGAGAACGAGGGCGAUUCGAAGCCUGUUAAACCAUUCAAAAGGAAAUGCAGCAAAUACCCUAAAAAAGGAUUUCGAAAAUAAGCGUAGAAAGUAACAUUUAGGGAAACUAGAAAAACGAAUUUAAGUAAAUGAUUGUUUUUAAUAAUGAAAGUGAAAUAUGAUAAUUAUAAAUGUAAAACGUGUGUAUUCUAACGAUAUUGUUUGUGUUCCCAACGAUGAGUAGAUUAAUUAGUAAAAAAAAAAGUAUAGAUACUGUAUAAGUUUAUAUAAUGUAAAUAAUUUCAUGUAGAAAGUAGAAACUAAAAGAGAAUAAUGAAGGAACAGUUGAUGAAAAAGUAAAAUGAGAAACGAGGUUCUGUACGUUUUAUUAUUUGUCUAUAUUCUGUGGUCCCUUGAAAGUUGGAAUAAACUAGCCUUCCUUAUACAAUAUUUAAAAACUGUAAUGACAAUUAAAUAUGUACAAAACAUUCAUUGUAACGAUAAUUAGUGGGCGGGCGCAGUGAAUGGUUGCAACUGAAUGUUGAAAAAUAUAAUUUUUAUUCCUCAUUUCAUUUACCUCUUUUUACCUCUUCUUUAUUUUGUAAUGCAUUAUUUUUUUCGCUUAUACUUCUAUCCCAAAAAUGUCACAAUCAAAAAUGUAAGUACGGAACGAGAAAUAUUCUAUUUUCGCAUUUGUACCGAUUGCGCGAUUUUUUUUUUUUUUUUUUUUUUUUUUGUAGUAGCUUUGAUCAUGUACUUUAAACUUACAGCUACGAAAUAUUUAUAUUGCAAGGACUUAUAUAAACUUUCAGAAUUUAUAAUGAUAUCAUAAUUCAAAUAAGAAUAUGCAGCCGUUGGAAACAAAAUAUUUCUCUUGAAUUAUGUUUUUUCCAUCAAUUUUGAAAGAAAAUUCCAUUUAUAUCGAUUUCAACAUUAAAUCGUACGCUAUAUAUAAUAUUUGAACUGACUGAAAUACACGCAUUUUACACAAAUAUAUUUAUAUAGAUAUCGUAAUAUCAGUAACUACGUUAACACUUUUGGUGAAUAAAAUACAUCGUGAAUAACCAUGACAUUUCUGUUUCACGGAAUAAUAUCCUUUUAUCUAGUCUACACUUGGUUUCCUUUAUUCUAUAUUCGAUAUUUCUAUUAUGAUCAGAGUCCAGGUGCAUCACUACCAGGUUAAUAAUAUUGCAAGCGUUAGGCCACUAAACUUAACUUCGUAUCGUACAUUUAUUUAUAUGAGGAGAAAGACUUUCUUUAGAAAAAAAUAUUUCAGUUACUUUGAACUACGCUCAAGCAAAAUAUCGACGUCACGUUAUAAUCACUAUAUGUAACUACAGUAGUCUCAUUAAGCUACAAUCAAAGUACAUAUAUGUAUGUUUAAAAAUAUAGUUAAUUUCGUUGGACACUGAUCGACACUUUUGAAAUAUCUCUACAAUCAUACUUGUAUAGACCACGUUAUUCAAUCACUAGUUUUUCAAGCUACUACCACUUCAGUAUACAAUAAAAUUGCACAUACGUAUAUAUUUAAUUAGAAAGAACAUUGCUGAUUAAUAUAUUAUACAUAUAUACAAUAGCGAUAAUAUUUUUUUAAUCAUAAUCAGUACAAUUAAAUUUAGUUUUGUUGGAAAGACUUCCUUAUAUCAUUAGUAUUUAAUUUUUGUGUAAUUCUUUUUUUUUAUUAGGAUCUUGCGAUAGCAACAGUUUUAUAGUGAUUUUUACAUCGAUAUUUAAUUACUCGAUAGACGAGUAAAGUGCAUAUAAAUAUUACUCAAAAUAUGAUAUCCUUCUAUCAACAUGAUUUUAAAAACUCCCUUAAUUUCCAGGCUGAUUAACUGAAUUAACUUCGCCUCUUUGUCAUUGUGUCGUCACGCGAGUUAGUAACCCGAAGAAUAUUACAUACAAAAAUAUGAUGAUAUUAAAUACCUAGACCGCAUGAUUCAGUAGCUACUCAAAUUGUCCCAAUCGUUGAACUUAAGUACACCAAUGAUUAUUUGGUAAAUAUAAACAUUUUUUACGACCAGCGUUGAACAAUAACAUUACAUAAUCGUUCAUAAUAUAAAACUAUCCUUCGUUCAUAAUAUAAAACUAUCCUUCGUUCAUAAUAUAAAACUAUAAUUAAUUACAUUUAGCUUUACUCGAUCAAUUGUCCACUUAAAUAUAUAAGUUUAAUACAGCUGUAACACUGAAUACGGAUAGUAUACACGCAACAUGAAUUAUUUAAGCGAUGUUUGCAUUUAUAGUUGCAAUAGAAACAAAAUAAAGACUACAUUUUUUACUUUUCUUUAGUGCCGUUUAUACCUUAAACAACGAAAUGUAACAACUCGUACUAGUAAGAAAAAUCGUUAUUUCAACACUGAUCAUAACGCCUGUAGAAAAAUCUUUACAUUCCGUAUGUUUCCUUUUUAUUACUUCAAUUAUAGUUGAAUAGGUACUUCCAACAAUUCGUUUGAAUAAUUACGUAUAGGAAAGUAAAAUUAUAAAAAUGCAGAGUGCUUGCUACAUAAAAUUAGAAAUGUAGAGACGAUAUAUUUAUAAAUAAUCGAAAGAUGAAUAUUAAAGUCUUUUCAUUGCCAAAAAUUAUUAUACAACAGUUGCCCAUAGUAAAGUAUAACAUAUACUUUUGGCACUCGAUGGGGUCACUCGAUACAAGCGACUAUAUUUCAUUGGAUUUUACAUAAUAAUAACGAUCCGUGGUUCCACACUAUAUGUAUAUAGAAUUGAAGCUCGUUCGAAAAAAUUGUAUUUAAAUAAAGAAACCUUUCUUUUUUCAAAGUAUCAAUAUUUUAUAACAAAGAAUUUUUUAAAAUAUGUGAAAUACUAAAAUCUUUAAUACCUUGUAUGUAUAUCUCAAAACAUACAGGUAGAAUGAAUAUUUUGUGAAAAUAUAUUAAGGGUAAAAGUACAAAAUAUGGAGAGCUAUUUAAACGAAUAUUUUUUCAUUUUCUUUUUAUAAGUAAAAGCUAUAAAUGAUAAUAUUAUUUAAUAGUACUAUUUUACAACGUUCAUGUAACGCUCAGGUAUACAGUAUACUUAUCACAAUAUUUCAUUCGCCAUACACCCUAAAUAUUCUUUCUUUAUCUUUACAUAUUAACAUACAACACUAAUUAGUAAAUUGUUUCGAGCAAAUGACGUUACAAUGCAACUCCUAUAUUAAUUAUUACGCAUUUAAUCGCGAUAACGCGAUUGCAACUAACAUCAUUUUUCGAUUUCAAAUUUUUGUCUUUUCAUUUUUUCAGAAAAUAGAAGCCAAAAAACUCUGAAUAUAGUACUCAAUUUUAAUGUUUUCUUUAAAGAUAUUCUUAAUAUUUAAUUCUUCUUUCAAGACAUUACUUCUCUUAUAGAGUUUAACUCUUG